Molecule: messenger RNA, 1479 nt
Organism: Rotaria sordida
Lineage: Eukaryota; Metazoa; Rotifera; Eurotatoria; Philodinida; Philodinidae
Source: the annotation of a GenBank genome assembly
AUGAAAAAUCUUGAUAUAUUUCGUGAUGCUGAAUUACGUUUUAUUUAUCGUCAUCAUCGUCAUAUUUUACUUGUUCAAUGUUUUCAAGAAAAAUUUGAAAUGGUUAAAGGUCGAAUACAAAAAAUGCGCAGUCAACUUUUAACUACUCUUUUACCUGUUAAAUCACCUAUACUCAGUCGAUAUUAUUCGAGAUCAAAUGAAAUUCAACGUAUUGCUGCGGCAUCAACAUGUACUAUCACUGCCGAACAACGUAUUGAUCAUAAUCGACCAAAUGAUUAUUUAAUCAAUUUGAAAAUAAUCGGUCGAUCACCUGAUAAAAUAGAUACAGCACAAAGAUUAAUAAAAGAAUUUGAAGAACAAAAAUAUUCUACACGAAAAAUACAUAAUAAUGAUAUUAAUUUAUUCACUGAACAAGAUAUUGAACUAUUUCAAAAUGAAUGUAAUACAUGUAAUGUUUCAUGUACAAUUGAUCAAACACAUAAUUCAAUUGAAUUAGAAGGUCUUUCAGGAGAUUUUAUUCAAAUUGAAAAAAUGAUUUAUGAUUUAUGUUUAAUUGUUGCACGACGAGCACUUGAUGAUAUACAAUAUUCAAUUCAAUGGAUAUAUUAUGAUAUAUCAACAAAUAAACCUAUUAUGUAUGAUAAAAUAAUUCAACAACAAUUAGAAAAUUGUUAUACAAAAAAACAAAAAGGAUUAAUUAAUUUGAAAGAUCAACUAGGAUAUAAUCAUAUAUUUAAUUUCGAUAAAAUGAUUGAAAUUACACAAGGAAAAAAUCUAAAUAGUUCACCGAUAACUAUUAACAUUGAACGACGUGAUUUCAAAAAUCCUCAAUCUAUACAACUUCCAACGCAUUGGACACCAAUGACAAAACCAUGGGAUCGUGUAUUACUUGGCAGACGAGAUAAUAUAAAUGAAUGGAAAGUUAAUACUGAAAUUCAAAGAUUACUUCAAUUACCCGAAAUGUUAUCUGAAUCAUGGAUUAUUGAAAUUCAUCGUAUACAAAAUCCACGUUUGUUUCAACAAUAUGUUGCUUAUAAAGAAAAAUUAGCUGCACGAUCUCAAGAUACUGAACGUAUUCUUUAUCGUUUGGCACAAGUUGAUCUUAUUGAUGAUAUGUGUGCUAAUGGAUUCAAUGAAUCACAUAAUGAUUCAGCUUUUUCAGCUUAUGGUCAUGGUUGUCAUUAUUAUUGUAAAGCAAAAGAAAUAAAUCGAACAGCAACAUUAUUAGCUCAAAGUCAUCAAACAAUACCAAUUCGAUUACAACAACAACAAACACCAUCGAAAUCACCAAGACGUUAUUUAUUUGUAUGUAAAGUAUUAGUUGGUCGAUAUACACGUGGUGAUCCAUCAAUGAAAACAUGUCCACCUGGUUAUGAUUCCUUAGUUGAUAAUAUUUUAUCACCAGAAGUUUUUGUACCUUCUCAUGAUACACAAGUUUUACCCGAAUAUUUAAUUGCUUACCAAAGUGAUAUUUUCUAA